CCCCCCCCCCCCCCCCCCCCCGCUCCCAGUCCCGCUCCCUCUCUCUAUCCCUGCAAUAUGAAGGCAGCGCCGGGCAGCGCCGAGGAGGCAGAGAAGCUGAACAAGAUGAGCUCCCUCCUGGAAAGGCUCCACGCCAAGUACAGCCAGAACCGGCCCUGGGCAGAAACCAUGAAGUUGGUCCGGCAGGUCAUGGAAAAGCGAGUGGUGCUGAACUCAGGGCGACACCAACACCUGGUGAGCUGCUUGGAGACCCUGCAGAAGGCCCUGAAAGUGUCAUCUCUGCCUGCCAUGACCGAUCGCCUGGAGUCCAUCGCCAGGCAGAGCGGCCUCGGAUCCCACCUGAGUGCGAACGGCACCGAGUGUUACAUCACCUCUGACAUGUUUUAUGUGGAGGUGCAGCUGGACCCCACAGGGCUGCUCUGUGAUGUCAAGGUGGCUCACCAUGGAGAAAACCCUGUGAGCUGUCCAGAGCUGGUGCAACAUCUGAGAGAGAAAAAUUUUGAUGAGUUUUCAAAGCAUCUGAGGGGACUUGUGAACCUGUAUAAGCUGCCAGGGGACAACAAACUUAAAACUAAAAUGUACUUGGCUCUGCAGUCCUUGGAGUUGGAUCUCCAAAAGAUGGCUGGGAUGUACUGGCAAGCCACCAAUGCAAACCCCCUGGACAAGAUCCUCCAUGGCAGUGUUGGCUAUCUCACCCCCAGGAGUGGAGGUCUCCUGAUGAACCUCAAAUACUAUGUCUCCCCCUAUGAUUUAUUUGAGGAUGGCACUGGAGCCCCCGUGGUUCUGCACGAGAACAACGUUCCUCGCUCGCUGGGUAUGAACGUGUCAGUGACAGUCGAGGGAACCAUGGCAAUGCACAAGCUUCCAAUUGCUCCACUGAUCAUGGGCUCCCAUCCUGUGGACAGCAAAGGAACUCCAUCUUUCUCCUCCAUCACCAGUGCCAACAGUGUGGACCUGCCAGCUUGUUUCUUCCUGAAAUUUCCACGUCCCAUUCCAGUGUCUCGAGCUUUCAUCCAGAAGCUGCAGAGCUGCACAGGUAUCCCACUGUUCGACACAGCUCCCACCUUUGUGCCCCUGUAUGAGCUGAUCACACAGUUUGAGUUGUCCAAGGAGGCUGAUCCGCUGCCCCUGAACCACAACAUGCGCUUCUAUGCCGCUCUCCCAGGACAGCAGCACUGUUACUUCCUGAACAAGGACGCUCCUCUCCCGGACGGACGGAGCCUGCAGGGAACUCUGCUCAGCAAAAUCGCCUUCCAGCACCCCGGCAGGGUGCCCCUGAUCCUCAACCUGAUCCGGCACCAGGUUGCCUACAACACCCUCAUUGGCAGCUGUGUCAAGAGGACAGUCCUGAAGGAAGAUUCUCCUGGGAUCCUGCAGUUUGAAGUUUGUCCUCUCUCUGACUCCUGUUUCAGUGUAUCCUUCCAGCACCCUGUGAAUGACUCCCUGGUGUGUGUGGUGAUGGAUGUGCAGGACUCCAGCCAUGUGAACUGUAAGCUGUACAAAGGGCUGUCUGAUGCCCUCAUCUGUACAGAUGAUUUCAUUGCCAAAGUUGUUCAAAGGUGCAUGUCCAUCCCUGUCACCAUGAGAGCCAUCCGUAGGAAAGCAGAAACCAUCCAAGCUGACACGCCAGCCCUGUCCCUCAUUGCAGAGACAGUUGAAGACAUGGUGAAGAAAAACCUGCCCCCAGCCAGCAGCCCAGGGUAUGGCAUGACCACAGGCAGCAACCCAAUGAGUGGGACCACCACCCCAACCAACACUUUUCCUGGGGGGCCCAUCACUACUUUGUUUAACAUGAGCAUAAGCAUGAAAGAGAGGCAUGACUCGGUGGGCCAUGGGGAGGACUUCAGCAAAGUGUCUCAGAACCCUAUUCUCACUAGUUUGUUGCAGAUCACAGGGAAUGUGGGGUCUACCAUUGGCUCAAGUCCAACCCCCCCCCACCACACACCACCACCAGUAUCCUCACCAGCCAGCAACACCAAGAACCACCCCAUGCUCAUGAACCUUCUUAAGGAGAAUCCCCCUCAGGAUUUCUCCACUCUGUAUGGGAGCAGCCCUCUGGAAAGGCAGAACUCUUCCUCUGGCUCCCCCAGAAUGGAAAUGGGCCCUGGGGGGAAUAAGCAAAAGAAAAAAAAAUCCCGCAUGCCAGCCGACAAACCCAAGCACCAGACUGAGGAUGAUUUCCAGAGGGAGCUCUUUUCCAUGGAUGUCGACUCCCAGAACCCCAUUUUUGAUGUCAACAUGACUGCAGACACCCUGGACACCCCUCAUAUUACUCCAGCACCCAGCCAGUGCAGCACUCCUCCCACCACGUACCCCCAGGCUCUGCCCCACGCCCAGCCCAGUAUCCAGAGGAUGGUUCGCCUGUCCAGCUCGGACAGCAUCGGGGCCGAUGUCACCGACAUCCUCUCGGAUAUAGCCGAGGAGGCCUCCAAGCUGCCCACCAGUACUGAGGACUGCCCACCCAUUGGGACUCCAGUCAGAGACUCUUCUAGUUCAGGACAUUCACAAAGUGCCCUCUUUGACCCCGAUGUUUUUCAGACCAACAGCAGUGAGAAUCCCUACACAGACCCCGCUGACCUGAUCGCGGAUGCCGCUGUGAGCCCCAGCAGCGACUCCUCCAACCAUUUUUUUCCAGAUGGGGUAGAUUUCAACCCUGACUUGCUGAACAGUCAGAGCCAGAGUGGUUUUGGGGAGGAAUACUUUGAUGAGAGCAGUCAGAGCGGUGACACUGAUGAUUUCAAGGGUUAUGCCCCCCAGGCUCUAACUAAUUUGGGGGUGCAAGUCUUGGGGGCUGACGGGGGGGAAAAUAAAUUUAAGGGGAGCACUCCGUCCGAUACGGUGGAUUUUAGUAUUAUCGCAGCUGCAAGCAAAGCACUGGGGUCCUCUGACAUCAUGGAGCACCACAGUGGAGGUCAGAGCCCUUUGCUGAACACGGGGGAUUUAGGAAAAGAGAAGUCUCAGAAACGGGUAAAGGAAGGCAAUGGGUCUGGAGGCGCCAUGGCGGGCGCUGGCAUGGAUGGGAAGCCAGGGAAGCGCAGCAGGACGCCAUCCAGCGAUGGCAAAAGCAAAGAGAAACUUCCAAAGAGGAAGAAGCAGGAGACAGAUGGGAAAUCUCCAUCCCACAGCUCAUCCAACAGGCCCUUCACACCACCAGCAAGCACAGGUGGGUCCAAAUCUCCGGGGACUUCGGGCAGAUCCCAGACUCCUCCUGGAGUAGCUACUCCUCCUAUUCCAAAAAUAACCAUUCAGAUCCCAAAAGGAACAGUGACUGUUGGCAAACCGUCUUCACACGGCCAGUACACGAGUAGUGGGUCUGUCACCUCCUCCAGCAGCAAAAGCCAUCAUAGCCAUUCUUCCUCCUCCUCCUCUUCUUCCUCCUCUUCAACCUCAGGCAAAAUUAAAAGCAAAUCAGAAGGGUCUUCUGGCUCAAAGAUGAGCAGCAGCCUGUACUCCAGCCAAGGCGGUUCUGGUUCGGGUCAGUCCAAGGGCUCGGCGCAGUCGGUGGGAAAGCCGGGAUCCUCCCCCAUCACCAAGCACGGCCUCAGCACCGGCUCUGGCAGCACCAAGAUGAAACCUCAAGGAAAGCCAUCGUCCCUCAUGAACCCUUCCAUGAGCAAACCAAACAUCUCCCCGUCCCACUCGAGACCCUCGGGGGGUUCUGACAAACUCGCCUCUCCCAUGAAACCUGUCCCAGGCACUCCCCCGUCGUCUAAAGCAAAGUCACCCAUCAGUUCAGGUUCUGGUGGGUCCCACAUGUCUGGGACUGGGUCGAGCUCGAGCAUGAAAUCAUCUUCAGGAAUGGGAUCCUCCGGGUCUAUGUCACAGAAACCGCCUCCCUCGUCCAAUUCCUCCACGGCCUCUUCAUCUUCAUUUUCAUCCAGUGGGUCUUCCAUGUCUUCAUCCCAGAACCAGCAUGGGAGCUCCAAAGGCAAGUCCCCGAGCAGAAACAAGAAGCCAUCGCUGACGGCAGUCAUAGACAAGCUGAAGCACGGGGUGGUGACGAGUGGGCCGGGCGGGGACGACCCCAUGGAUGGGCAGAUGGGGCCCAGUUCCAAUUCCUCAAGCCAUACGAUGUCCUCCAAACACAACAUGUCUGGAGGGGAGUUCCAGGGAAAGCGGGAGAAGAGCGACAAGGAGAAGUCGAAGGUCUCUGUUUCUGGAGGAUCCGUCGACUCCUCCAAGAAGAACUCGGAUUCCAAAAACGUUGGAAGCACUGGAGUGGCCAAAAUUAUCAUCAGCAAACACGAUGGUGGUUCCCCCAGCAUUAAAGCCAAAGUAACUCUGCAGAAACCUGGGGAAGGAGGUGGGGACGGCUUGAGGCCUCAAAUGGCUUCUUCCAAAAGCUACGGAUCCCCCCUGAUCAGCGGCUCCACCCCCAAACACGAGCGCUGCUCCCCCAGCCACAGCAAAUCCCCGGCCUACACCCCCCAGAACAUCGACAGCGAGAGCGAGUCGGGCUCUUCCAUUGCCGAGAAAUCCUACCAGAACAGCCCCAGCUCCGACGACGGCAUCCGGCCCCUGCCUGAGUACAGCGCCGAGAAACACAAGAAGCACAAAAAGGAGAAGAAAAAAGUGAAGGACAAAGAGCGGGACAGAGAGAGGGAGCGGGAAAAGGACAGGGACAAGAAGAAGUCGCACGGCAUGAAGCCCGAGAGCUGGUCCAAGUCGCCCAUCUCGGCCGAGCAGUCUCUGGCCAUGGCCAGCAGCGCCAUCCUCUCGGCCGAGCGGCCGUCCCGCGCCAGCCCCGAGUUCCUCAUCGGCGAGGAGGAUGAUGAUCUCAUGGAUGUUGCUUUAAUUGGCAAUUAAUUUGUCCCACAUGAGCUGUCUGAACAUCCUGGAGGGAAGGAAGGAUUCAUCCGAAACCUGCCACGCUGAUCUUCACGGGGUGUGUUUGGAGAGGAGGGGG
Ficedula albicollis (Collared flycatcher) is the source of this 4906-nucleotide messenger RNA. It is a transcript of the gene MED1, whose product is annotated as mediator complex subunit 1. Gene Ontology annotation, cellular component: mediator complex. The record is from RefSeq and is a predicted model, not a curated record. Lineage: Eukaryota; Metazoa; Chordata; Aves; Passeriformes; Muscicapidae. Gene Ontology annotation, biological process: regulation of transcription by RNA polymerase II; cellular response to thyroid hormone stimulus. The coding region runs from base 58 to 4806 and encodes 1582 amino acids. Gene Ontology annotation, molecular function: transcription coregulator activity; nuclear thyroid hormone receptor binding; nuclear retinoic acid receptor binding. The transcript is spliced from 17 exons.